ACUUUUAUUUUGUGUUGCUGUCAGUUGCGAGUGUCAGGAGUCGAGCGCAGUGUACUGUAGUACAGUAGUACAGUAAGUUUGUUAGUUAUUGAUUCCUGAUCAUGGCCAGAAGUGACGGAGGCUCGUAUUUCAGGAGAUCCAGUCUCUUCUGGAUGGUGGUCGUGACGGGUUUCUUGAGUUUUUACACGUGGACGGUGUUCUGGCCUCAGGACGUCCCGUAUGGCCUUCUGGGUCCUCUCGGCGCUCUGGCCAAGUAUUUCGUGGACUAUCAUUAUCCUGUGAUGUAUUACGGAUGGUUUAUGACGUGGGUCAUCCAUUUGUUCGAGGCUCUGUUUGCGCUGAAGCUCUGCAGGUAAGAGCCUUGUGUUUCAUGUUUUCAACCACACGGUGGCAGUACAGACCAUCAGAUCUGUGGAGGUGUGCCUGAUGCGCUCUGUGCGUUAUAUGAACUUACUGUACUUGUGGAAUACCUGAAUUAAUUAUAGAAAUGAUGCCAAAAAAGUGUUGAAAAUGCUCAUCCGAGAUUAGGAUGUGUUUGU
This is a messenger RNA of Cyprinus carpio (common carp), 539 nucleotides long. Its product is annotated as transmembrane protein 254-like. The record is from RefSeq and is a predicted model, not a curated record. The transcript is spliced from 3 exons. Lineage: Eukaryota; Metazoa; Chordata; Actinopteri; Cypriniformes; Cyprinidae. The coding region runs from base 102 to 356 and encodes 84 amino acids.